This is a messenger RNA of Eimeria tenella, 7287 nucleotides long. RefSeq lists its product as uncharacterized. The transcript has 8 exons. The coding region runs from base 1 to 7287 and encodes 2428 amino acids. Gene Ontology annotation, cellular component: cytoplasm; membrane. The record is from RefSeq and is a predicted model, not a curated record. Gene Ontology annotation, biological process: protein folding in endoplasmic reticulum. NCBI's taxonomy places the organism in Eukaryota, Apicomplexa, Conoidasida, Eucoccidiorida, Eimeriidae.
AUGCAGCUAAAUGCACUGCUGUGCGUCAGCAGUCAAGAAACGCUGCAGAGCAGCAGCAGCAUUGCUCUGAAGAAGAAGCCGCGCUCCCACCAACGCAUCGCCUUUCUCCUACUACUGACAAUUUGGAUAUGCGGAAGCUCCGUUUGUGCUAUUUCAGGAGGGCAACCGAUUUUUGAGGAAGCCGAUAUAAAUAUCCGGUCACAGAAUCAGCAGCAGAAGCAAGGGGAACUGCCGCAGCUUCAACAACUAAAACAACAACAGCUGCAAUGGUCGUGCGCUGCUACCCCGUGGGUGGUUCUCAGUGGACACGAAACGACGUCACGAAGAGUAUCUGUGUCAGAGGGAGCAUACUUUGUACCAAAUGCGACAGUGAGUCUGACAAGCCCAACAGUGCACGGAGGGGACUGCGAGGCGCGCCAGCCUGUGGAAGCAGCAGCCGCACCUGCUGCUUCAGACAAACAAGAAGAAGAGGCUACACCUCAAAAUGGGGGCAGACGGACACGUUCUUCACAGGAUGCAGUUGUCACCACGACUGGCGUCGCCACAUUUUAUACGGAGCAGCAGCACGAGCAGCGCGAGCAGCAGGAGAACACACUGGAACAGCAGCAGGUUCAAACUCCGCAAACCUACACCGAGACGCCAGGUUUCUUCUCUACAUUUAAAGGGCUGGCUACUGCUGAUACGAACGCUAUUGUUGCCUGGGGAAAGGGGCUCAAUGGAACGCUUAACUCAGGGCAAUUUGAGUCAAAGCCCUCGCGGCAAAAGCAACACCUGCAAAGACUACAGCACUCUUUGCUAUUUCCCUCGCCAUAUAGCUUCGCGGCCUCCACUUCUAGCGAGCAUGCCCGCUAUAUUUUAGCCGGUGCAGCUACGGAAGCAGCAUCAGAUGGCACAGAAGCACCACCACGUCAUGAGGGGCACGAAGGAGCAGAGAUGCUCUUGCCUGCGAAGCUACAACAAAGGCGGCAAAAUCUUCAUGGACUUGUGCCUACUGCUGCGUGCAGCUGGGGCUUAUCUGCCAUAUGGCUUAUUCAGUGGUGCUACUCUUUAUGCACAUCUAUCGUACCAGCAGCCUUAGCUGCAACAUCAACGGAAGAGGGCACAGCAAGCGCAGCGUCGGUAGCCAGAUGCUCGUGUGUCAGUUCACACAUGCCUGUGUUGUUGCGCAGUGAGCCCCUCUGGCAACAGGAACAACCGCACCAGCAACGGCAGCAACGGGAAGCGGCAGCGCGCCUUGUGCCCGUAUUGCAGCAGCGGGCGUUGCUGCUUUGUUGCGCAGAGGGCAGUCCUGCUUCCCAGGAAAAACAGCAACUGCAGCUGCGUGGCGUGUUCUCACGAGGUGAUACUGAAGAGCAUACAGAAGCAGUCGCAUCAGCACCAGCUGUGGCCGAACUUGUUGAGGAGACGCUAACUCGCGGUCAGCACACAGAGCCAAUAACGCGAUCAGCUGACGAGGCCUCUCCACCUCCUGAAACUGUGGACGCUGCAGGAGCUGCGGAUUUUAGUGGGCCAGUUUCAGCACCUCGUUCUGAUUCCUAUGUUAAAAACCUGCCAUCAACGUCUGGAGGACAGCAGCAAGCGGAACUGCGAAAGGAACAGCCCGAGUACAUGGGUGCAUUUUCAGCGUCUCAUGAAGCCCGCGAAGAGCAGGGGCAGAAAUUUAAAGCACAAGACGAGCUACAGGGGAAAAUGCAGCGCAGCGAGCAGGAAGAGGACCAAAAACAUUUGGAACUUUUUUCAAGGUGGGGAGGACAGCUUGUUUCUUGGACAUGGAGGCGUUCCUGCAUGCGACAGCAGCAGUCUCCAAGGCCCCAAGUAGCAGUUACAGAAUCAGCAGGAAUAGCCGCUGCUGCUCAUUGCUACAGGCCUCAUGCUUCCACAUCACUGGCGCUGCAGCUGUUGCUGUUGCUGUUGCCUCGCGACAUGGUCUUGCGCCUCCUUGCUGACAGAGACCUCAAGCAGUGCCAGCAGCCCCUACCACAGCAACAACGGACGCAAAAGGAGCAAUCUCAAAGUUGCAAGAAACAAGUAGAUCUGCCCCGUGUUAGUGUGACGAGUCCUGCGGCAAGAACGGCUUCUAAAACGGGCAGCUGCACUGGUUCUAUAGUGCAUUCAAAUGGUGAUUUCAAGACUAGGGAGACAUGCGACGCGCGCCUUUUGAACGGCGGGUCUUCCUAUGCUUUUAAGGCAGUGGGAGCCGGCAGCUACGGACACAAGCACCAACUAGACCCUUUAAAAUUGUCCAAGUUCUAUGGGAGCGUGCCUUCUCAGCUGCAGUCAUCGUGGGGUCCCUACACUCAACUGGCCCCGCGGCAGCAGUUCCUCCAAAAUGAAAGCCAGCGUAACACAGACACAAGCAUAGCUUCGCAGCAGGAGGGGGAACACUGGCAGAAACUGCAAGAGUGGCAACAAAAUGCAGCACCGCAAGAACAGCAGCAGCAAGAACAGCAGCAGCAACAAUUGCGAGAAAGCGAGGUUCAGGAAAUGCGAGACAGUCGUAGCGCUGCGGCACUAGCAACUGCCGCCGCGAAGCAGCAUACAAAUGUGGAAGCACAGGGAGCGACAUCUGCAGUUGGGGGUGUUCCGGGGGCACCUCGUCUCUACGGCCGGGGGUUCGUGCAAGGUGGUCACCUCCCUGCGUCCUUCCUGCGCUUACACUUUAAUUUCGCGUCACUUGACGCCGGCGCUCGGAUUAUUGCUUCUAGUGGCGGGAUGCAGCACAUCAAAGCGGUCCAGCGCCCCGACGCUGACACGUACAUGCUGGUGCCUUGCUACUUGCCGUCCAAGUACUUCGUCCUGUCAUUUUCCGAGACCCUGAAGAUAGACUUCGUGGUAGUUCAGUCCUUUGAGAUCUACGCGAAUGCCUUCUGGCACAUUCAGCUUCUUGGGGCAGACACGUACCCGACACGACAAUGGCGCCUCAUUGCUAACCUUGAAACUGCAGCAGAUGUUUCCUCCGAGCUCUUUGACCUCAAAUCUGAAUGUGCAGCCCUUGGAAGCUGCUGGGCAAAGUUUCUUAAGGUUCGUCUGCUAACCCACCACGAUGAGGGGCCUCACUACUAUUGUUCGCUUACUUCUUUUCAGGUUUUCGGUGCCACGGGCGUGCAAUUUCUGGAAACACAAAUUCAUGACGAGUUUGGUGGUACCACACAGAAGACUGGAGUGGAAGCAUCUGACGUAUUGCCAGCGUCGAACGGACCUGCUGGCGUUGCCACACUUACUGCCGAUUCCGCUUCUCUCGCACUUGAUGCUAAGGACACCAGAGGCAGCAUAACAGCUUCCCCUGAUGUACAGCCACACCAUAAUGGCGCUCACGAGGGACCUCCUCUGCGGCCAGGAAAAUUGACUUCUGCCCCAUUGUCUCCGGGCUUCCCGAGAAAACCGCCGCCGCAGAAUCCGUUACAGCAUGGACGGCACAAACCAGCUGCAGGAGCCCCACAGCGAGAACAAGGGAUGCGAGGUGGCUUUGCCAUUGCUAGCGCACCGGAAUUGCUGUCACAGCGUUGCUCUUCCUCAGAAGAAGCUACUGCUGCUUCUUUGACGCAAGGCUGCCGCACAACUGACGGCAGUGUAGGAGACGACGCUUCUGGUGACAGGCGACCAUCAUACCAAGAGCAGAAGCAAGGGAAUCUUGGUAGAACAAAAAAUGUUGGUGCCCUGUUGGACCCAACGCCGGCCGCUGCGCCUGUUGCUGCUACUCCCGCAGAUACUGAGGCGGGUUUCAUAGGCAACAAUUCAGCGCAGAAGCAUGAUCUGCAGCGUAAUCUGCCCCUAUCGGAAGAGGGUAUAAAACAAAGGGCCGAUGCGUUCGUUGCGCUGUCUAGCUCACUUUUUGAGGCCGUUAAGGAGCAGCAGGCCCAAAAUCUAACUCAAGUCCAGGAGCAUCAGCCAAAGGUUCACCAGGAUGUGCUGGCGCAUGACGCGGACUGGAUCGGAACAGAUGAUCCCCACUUGGUGGGUCAUUUCCCACAAGAGGCUUUGAGCGUCAGAAGCAAACCAGAAAGUGCUGUUGUCUGCGCAGGAAGUACCGACAUCAAUGGCAAAAGCAGGUGGAUAGCCGGCAACCCGCUUUUCGAACCGACCACUAUCCGCUUCUUCUGUUCACACAAUGGGGUAAAUCCAGAAACAGCUGCACCUACCAGCGUUCCUGUUCCUGUGAAGAAAAUGAACAAGACUCCUCCAGGUCACCAUACAAACAGUAAUGACAGCCAGAGCGGCAAAGACCAGUACUACGCAGAUGCGGCAACGGAGGCGCUGCAGCAUGCAGCUGCAUAUGCUCGUACGUUUCUUGUGAGCGCCCUGCAACAGCAGCAACAGCCGCAACAACUUCAACGGAGUCCGAUUAGCACCGCAUUCCUGCAAUACCUUAUGAAGACCACUCCGGGCAACUCAGAUCUGCAGACGGAAAUACUUGAAGUGCUCUCACAGCUACUGCAGCCACCGAAAAUCGAAGCAAGUUCCAAAAGCGGAGGUGCCAAUAGGGAAGCUACAAGAGGCGGUGCUGUGUCGCCACCAGUUGUAGGACCUCGCGAUACGAAGGGCGAGCAUGUACUGGUAAUGCUGUUGGAGAGGAUGAAAUCUUUGGAGGGCGAGACAGCUGCAUUCAGAUCCGCAGCUGCUGAGCGGCAGCAACAAUUGCAGUUACAGCAGGAGCAGCUGUUGCAUCUCACGCUCUUAGUCCAACUGCAGCAGCAAGUCGGGUUUUUCCUGUUUGAACGUCUGGGUGCGUUUGAUGGGCUGAUUCCCCACGUUAGCCCCUUGGUACAGCUGCUAGAUGAAUCCGAACCUAGCACCCCAACAACGGCGACAGCUUCACAGAAAGGCAGAAUGAUUCGCGGCACAGACAGUGACAGUCGCGCUACAAGUGACCAGCAGAUUGAUGCGCGUUGCGACUUGAUGAACGGCAGCACUGGCGUUCGCAAAAAUCGGCAACCGCAGAACGAACAGCAGCAGCAGCAGCACGGAGAUUUCGCUGGACAUGGUAGCAGUGGGUGGCUGUGGAGUGCAGUGGAGCAGUUGCUCCAGCCACUAGAGACGUUGUGGCAUUGGUUAGUGCUGCCUUUGGUAAGGUGGGGAAGCAGCGCGAUUUGCUUCGCGGGCUUUGCUGCAGAGCUAUUGAGAAGGUCGCUUUGCAGUAAUCCUGAGUCGGUGCUUCUGCAGCAGAGCUGCGCAGCAGUGUCUUGGGUCUACCGUGCAGCUGCGUUCGUCGCACUAACUUUCGUCAACACUCUGACAAGGGGCGCUGAUUUUGCGUGUCGAGGCGUUUCGUUCUCUAUUGCUCAAGCAGCAUUGACAUGGAAUCGGCUAUCAUCUGCGAUGAAACACGUGCCUCAACUACUGCCUCUCGACUGGCCCACCGAGAGAAGCGAAUGCAGCAGCAGCUACUGGGGUCGAAGGUUUUUGAUGCUUCAGGAUCGGGGUAUUCAGCAGUAUCCAGAUACUUUUGCGGCGAUGUCGGUGUUAUUGUUGUUAUGCUUUUUCCUGGCCAUUGGUGGCGCGCUCUUCUGGCGAAUGCGGCAUGGGCAGCGAGUUGCUGCUGCAGCUGCUGGCGAGUGCGCUCUGCUGCGCCGUUCCUUCGAGCUGUUGCAACAGCAGCACCACAUGCUGCUGAGUCAGCUUGAAAAGUAUGAAAGGGAACAGCAGCUCUUACUGCUCCUGACAGCAAGCAAUCACAGUGUCAGGUCCUCCCGUUUACUUGUGCAUCGUAGUAAACAUGAAGAAAGUGGUGCGGAUUUUCUUCCACGGCAACCAGAUGAGCAUGACGACAGCGUCAUAAGGCUGGAAAAUCUUCCUAUCACAGCAGGCAGCGCAGGUGUUCAGCGACUUCCAGCUGUCACACACACUGAGGAUCCGUUUGAAUGCUCAAUUAACAGCGAUGCCCAGGAGACAAUUGUCAAACGAGCAGACCCUGCUCCGUCAUUGCUGCGUCGGCUCUCUACUUCAUUGGCCCCAAGAGUGCUUCUCGGACUUGCACGCAAUGCACCAGGCGCGCCUCACGUGGCGGGCGCAGCUCGUGAAAAAGAAGGGAACUACAACCAGACAGCCAACGCUGCUGUAUUGCAUUCUUCUGGUCAAGAUGGUGAAGUAUUGCAGCCUCAGCUUAGAAUCGUCCAGCAGCAAGAGGGCGAAUGCGGACCCCAGCCCCUUAUUCGAAGGGAACAGCAAAUUCAGCAAGACCAGCAACCGCAGACGACUGCAGCGGCGUUGUUGCCAACGCUUGAUACAAAAGCUAUCAGGAGUCUCAAGCUUCAGCGCCACACAUUAAGGCAGCGGCGCCUUGGAGGCGCCACAACACCCGUGGCUUCUCCCGCUGCUGCAGUUCCAGCAGACGGAGAACAUGUUUUGCUGCCUACAUUCGGUGCCGGUACAGAAGUUUGUUUACGCACGCGGGAUCCUUACAUCCCCUCCGGAGCGGAAGUUGCUGGAGUUGCAGCUUUGUCUGGAGCGCCUUCUCGUAGUAGCAGCAGCAGGAGCAGCAGCGUUUGCAGCACGAGCAGUAAUCUUCAAGGGGCUUCAAGUUCACUAUUUAAGUCUUUGUGGACAUCGCAGCUUCCACAUCGUGGGCUGUUACCGCUUACGCUGCAGCCCACACAAAGGCAAAGAGGAAAACGAGCCCUUGCUGGGCAUGAAGGCUGCGAGAAUCCGGACGGGAGGGCAUCCAGCGCUGGCGGGGGCAGUGGCAGCAGCAUCGGCUUUGGUGAGCCACUUCCAGAGCAUGGUGCCUUUCAGCACCACUCUAGCUGCCAUUUGCCUAUUCGCACCGUGGUUUCAGCUACUAAGGAAACUGCUGCGGAAUCAGGUGAUCCAUUUGAUUCUAUAGCAGGAAGAAGAGCUGCGACGUCGGCUUCGUGCAAUUGGGGACACAUCGGUAUCAGGAGCACCAAGAGCAGUAACUUUGCCGACGUCAUUUCUAGCAGGGACCCCAAUCUGGAGCCACAUCAACUGCAGCAGCAAGACAAUUCAUGUGGCAGAAGUUGUACAGACAUGAGGACGCUGACAAGCGCGUUGCCUCACCUUGGUGCAGCCCCCGAAGCAACGCAUUCCUCGCCGUUCCUUCGAGACGAGCCAGGUAGGCCAGGCCCUGCCAGGCAAGGUGAGCACUUCAGCUAUAUUGUCUCUUCACGAGAAAGCCAGGCCGCUGCUAAUGCUCCUUUGCACACCGAUGCUGCUGUCGAGAUACCUGAGACCCAACCCGAACCGGUGAAACUGUCGCAUGCGCCAGCGGUUGGUGCUUCCAAUGCGCGGCGUGAUGGCCGCCGACGUAGGAAAAGGCGUGGGGCUUCGUAA